CUUUUCCCCCAGGUCCCCCUGAACACCGACCGCUCCCGGCCCCACCAUGUGCGAGGAGGAGACCACCGCCCUGGUCUGCGACAACGGCUCCGGCCUCUGCAAAGCCGGCUUUGCCGGCGACGAUGCUCCCCGCGCCGUCUUCCCCUCCAUCGUGGGGCGGCCCCGGCACCAGGGUGUCAUGGUAGGCAUGGGGCAGAAAGACAGCUACGUGGGCGACGAGGCGCAGAGCAAGAGAGGCAUCCUCACGCUCAAGUACCCCAUCGAGCACGGCAUCAUCACCAACUGGGAUGACAUGGAGAAGAUCUGGCACCACUCCUUCUACAACGAGCUGCGGGUGGCCCCCGAGGAGCACCCGACCCUGCUCACCGAGGCACCCCUCAACCCCAAAGCCAACCGGGAGAAGAUGACCCAGAUCAUGUUCGAAACCUUUAACGUCCCCGCCAUGUACGUCGCCAUCCAAGCCGUCCUCUCCCUCUACGCCUCCGGCCGCACGACCGGCAUCGUCCUCGACUCCGGGGACGGCGUCACCCACAACGUGCCCAUCUACGAGGGCUACGCUCUGCCCCACGCCAUCAUGCGUCUCGACUUGGCCGGCCGUGACCUCACCGACUACCUCAUGAAGAUCCUCACUGAGAGGGGCUACUCCUUCGUCACCACCGCCGAGCGGGAAAUUGUGCGCGACAUCAAGGAGAAGCUCUGCUACGUGGCCCUCGACUUCGAGAACGAGAUGGCCACGGCCGCCUCCUCCUCCUCGCUGGAGAAGAGCUACGAGCUCCCCGACGGGCAGGUCAUCACCAUCGGGAAUGAGCGUUUCCGCUGCCCCGAGACCCUCUUCCAACCCUCCUUCAUCGGCAUGGAGUCAGCCGGCAUCCACGAGACGACCUACAACUCCAUCAUGAAGUGCGACAUCGACAUCCGCAAGGACCUCUACGCCAACAACGUGUUGUCCGGCGGCACCACCAUGUACCCCGGCAUCGCCGACCGCAUGCAGAAGGAAAUCACGGCGCUGGCUCCCAGUACCAUGAAGAUCAAAAUCAUCGCCCCGCCGGAGCGGAAGUACUCGGUGUGGAUCGGCGGCUCCAUCCUGGCGUCCCUCUCCACCUUCCAGCAGAUGUGGAUCAGCAAACCCGAGUACGACGAGGCCGGACCCUCCAUCGUCCACCGAAAAUGCUUCUAAGCCCCCUCCCCAUCCUGCGGUGGCCCCCCACCCCCCCCCGGGCUGGGGCACCCCGCUCCUCCUCGGUCCCCGCUGCUCCUCCCCACCACCCACUGCGCAUUAAAGCCUUUUCUCCAG
Gymnogyps californianus (California condor) is the source of this 1294-nucleotide messenger RNA. It is a transcript of the gene ACTG2, whose product is annotated as actin gamma 2, smooth muscle. NCBI's taxonomy places the organism in Eukaryota, Metazoa, Chordata, Aves, Accipitriformes, Cathartidae. The record is from RefSeq and is a predicted model, not a curated record. The transcript has 8 exons. Gene Ontology annotation, cellular component: cytoplasm. Gene Ontology annotation, biological process: vascular associated smooth muscle contraction. Bases 47 to 1177 code for a protein of 376 amino acids.